This is a messenger RNA of Protobothrops mucrosquamatus (brown spotted pit viper), 2748 nucleotides long. It is a transcript of the gene SSRP1, whose product is annotated as structure specific recognition protein 1. The coding region runs from base 181 to 2292 and encodes 703 amino acids. NCBI's taxonomy places the organism in Eukaryota, Metazoa, Chordata, Lepidosauria, Squamata, Viperidae. The transcript is spliced from 16 exons. The record is from RefSeq and is a predicted model, not a curated record. Gene Ontology annotation, molecular function: histone binding; nucleosome binding; DNA binding. Gene Ontology annotation, cellular component: nucleus; FACT complex.
AGGGAUCCAGUGUUCUUGGGUCUCUCAGGGCUUCCUCGACUUCUCUCAGGGUAGAGAAUAUGCCAGUCACUAAGACUUCUGCUUGAUCUCCUGUGUGAUUCCUUGCAAAACGGUAUCCUAAGCGGUAUACUUCAGUGAUCUCGCACCAGCCCCUGCCAUAGUGGGCAGGGAGCUGUCAACAUGGCAGAUACAUUGGAGUUCAAUGAAAUAUACCAAGAGGUGAAGGGAUCUAUGAAUGAUGGCCGUCUGCGGCUAAACCGUCAAGGUAUGAUUUUUAAGAACAGCAAAACUGGGAAAGUUGACAACAUCCAGGCCUCCGAAUUGGCAGAGGGUAUCUGGAGGCGAGUAGCAUUGGGCCACGGCCUCAAACUGCUUACUAAAAGUGGCCAUGUCUACAAGUAUGAUGGGUUCAGAGAAACGGAGUUCGACAAACUUUCAGAUUUCUUCAAAACACAUUUUCAUUUAGAGCUUGCUGAGAAAGAUCUGUGUGUAAAGGGUUGGAACUGGGGGACAGUCAAAUUUGGAGGGCAACUUCUGUCUUUUGAUAUUGGGGAGCAACCGGUUUUUGAAAUCCCGCUCAGUAACGUGUCCCAGUGCACUACUGGCAAGAAUGAGGUGACUCUGGAGUUCCAUCAGAAUGACGAUGCUGAUGUAUCCCUCAUGGAGGUCCGCUUCUAUGUACCACCCACUCAGGAGGAUGGAGUGGAUCCUGUGGAGGCAUUUGCCCAGAAUGUGUUAUCAAAGGCCGAUGUCAUCCAGGCUACUGGAGAUGCUAUCUGCAUCUUCCGAGAACUGCAGUGCUUGACUCCUCGUGGACGCUAUGAUAUCCGUAUCUAUCCUACCUUCCUGCAUCUCCAUGGCAAGACGUUCGAUUACAAAAUCCCAUAUACUACUGUUCUGCGACUUUUCUUGCUUCCCCAUAAAGAUCAGCGCCAGAUGUUCUUUGUGAUCAGCUUAGACCCUCCUAUAAAGCAAGGCCAAACUCGCUAUCACUUCCUUAUUCUAUUGUUCUCAAAGGAUGAGGAUAUCUCCUUGACUCUCAACAUGAAUGAGGAUGAAGUUGAGAAACGCUUUGAAGGACGGCUCACCAAAAACAUGUCUAGCUCUCUGUAUGAGAUGGUCAGUCGCGUCAUGAAAGCCCUUGUGAACCGCAAGAUAACUGUACCCGGCAACUUUAAGGGACAUUCCGGAACCGAGUGCAUCACGUGUUCUUACAAGGCUACUUCAGGACUCUUGUACCCUUUGGAACGUGGCUUCAUCUAUGUGCACAAGCCACCUGUUCACGUCCGCUUUGAUGAGAUUGCUUUCGUCAAUUUUGCUCGUGGGACCACAACAACACGUUCCUUUGACUUUGAGAUAGAAACGAAGCAGGGGACACAGUAUACUUUCAGCAGCAUAGAGAGAGAAGAAUAUGGCAAACUCUUUGACUUUGUGAAUGCCAAGAAGUUGAACAUCAAGAACCGGGGACUUAAGGAGGGCAUCAAGAAUGUGACCUACGAUGAAUACGACGGUUCUGACGAAGACUCCCAUGAUGCCUACUUGGAGCGGAUGAAAGAGGAGGGCAAGAUUCGUGAGGAACAUGCAAAUGACAGCAGUGAGGACUCCGGAGAGGAGACAGAUGAGUCAUUCAAUCCUGUAGAGGAGGAGGAAGAUGUGGCAGAAGAGUUUGAUAGCAAUGCCUCUGCUAGUUCUUCUAGUAAUGAAGGGGAUAGUGAUGAGAAGAAGAAACCUGUCAAAAAAGCCAAAAUUGUUAAAGAACGGAAGCCCCGCAAGAAACAGUCUGAGGGUAAAAAACUGAAAGACCCCAAUGCCCCAAAGAGGCCUUUAUCGGCGUAUAUGCUCUGGCUCAAUGCUAAUCGUGACAAGAUCAGAUCAGACUGCCCUGGCAUGAGUGUCACUGACGUGUCUAAGAAAGCUGGGGAACUGUGGAAAGGAAUGUCGAAAGAGAAGAAAGAGGAGUGGGAGCGCAAAGCGGAAGAGGCCAAGAGGGAUUAUGAGAAGGCCAUGAAGGACUACAGCGAAGGGGGCAAAGUGGACAGUUCUAAGAGAGAAAAAGCCAAAAAGAAAAAGCCAGAUAAACCAGUAAAAGGCAGAACAGAGAAGAAAGUAGCGACACCUGUAAAAUCUGCUAGCAAGACUCCUCUUAAACAGUUAGGCGAGAGCUUCAAGAGCAAGGAGUUUGUGUCCAGCGAUGAAAGUUCCUCAGGUGAAGAUAAGAAAGAGGACUCUGAUGAGGAGGCGAUAGCCAGCACACCACCUAGUUCAGCAGAGUCUGCCUCUGGCUCUGAUUAGCCAGGAAUACUCAAGCCAUCACACUGGUUCCCCCCUAGCCCUCCUGCAGAUGGUAUGGUAGCUAUACUGCCGAGGGGAGACUGACUGGACACUUUCAUCCAGGCCAAUAGGCUGAAGACCUGGCAAGGCAUAGGAAUACCUUUCUUGUUUCACUGGCCUCCUCAGCUUGUUCCCCUUCCAAUGCCACAGUAAUUAGUCACAGCCAAUUACUGCCUUUGGGGAGAAAGGAGGCCGCCUAAAGAGAACUGAGAAAGCCAGCAAUCCCUUGUUUUCUGCCUCCCAUGUUGUUGUAGGCGUACUGUAUCCUUUCAGAUGGCAAGCUGAACAGCAUACAGGGACACUAUACGGUCUCCAGAGUCAAGUUCAGUUGGUAUUUUAUCUUUCCCUUUCUGUUUUUUAAACUUUAAACGUUCUCUGCAUUUCUGUUUUAUCAUGGCUAACUGAACUAAUAAAAAU